AUGUUGAUCAAAGUUAAAACGUUAACUGGUAAAGAAAUUGAAGUCGAUGUUGAACCGCAAGAUAAAAUUGAACGAAUAAAAGAACGUGUCGAAGAAAAAGAAGGCAUUCCUCCCCCUCAACAACGUUUAAUUUUUUCUGGUAAACAAAUGAAUGAUGAGAAAACUGUCCAAGAUUAUGCUGUCACAGCUGGCUGCGUUUUACAUUUGGUAUUAGCACUAAGAGGUGGCAGUGAUUAA
Didymodactylos carnosus is the source of this 237-nucleotide messenger RNA. Lineage: Eukaryota; Metazoa; Rotifera; Eurotatoria; Philodinida; Philodinidae. The record is from the annotation of a GenBank genome assembly.